GAGGACGACAGGCACUUUGCCCUCUACGAGUGGGACACCGGCAUCAUCACCGCCGAAUCGGGAUGCGUAGAACACCGGACAAUGCUACCGGAAAGAUUCUACUCACUGCGAGUGGACAGCCGGGACUAUACGCCUAAAGGUAGAAAAUGUGUCGCAGAUGUGGACCCCUCCGACACCCUGAAGUGCUCCGUCAAGAAAGGUGGAGAGGGCAAACUCUUCGGGAAGGGCGUUCCACGCUGCAAUCGCUCUGUAACUGAGAAGACUCGUCUAAUCAGCUGCAAUAUAGAUCCGACCGACUUCGCCGCCUUCGUACAGUUCAACGUUGUUGGAAAGAAGAUGUUUCUGACAAAGGUGACCAUAUGCAAACCACAGGAGCACAUAUGGCUCGGAUUCAAAUUGCGCAAAUUCUUUAAACAUGAUCGAUACGGCUAUGUGACCAAUUUCUUUUACCCCGGCGGAAAGUGGGCCAGUGCUGACAAAUAAAAGCGUGAGCAAGGGGAUGAGGUGAGCUACUCACACACUCUACACCGUCCACAUCGGCGCAGGCAAUUUGAUUACGUCUUCUGUUCCACAGCCAACAGCUAUCUAUCCACCGUCAUUGCCUGGGACGAAGAGCCUAAGAAGCCCGAAAUGACUGAGCUCAUCGGGGAAGUGUUGUGUUUGUGUAAUUGCGGCAAUGCACGGCGAGAGAGAGACUACAGCAGUUGUCGACGUACUCCACAGUUCAUUGGCCUGGCAUCAGUCUACUCACGCGUUAACCUCCCUCGAGGUCAAUCCCGAGAUUAG
Molecule: messenger RNA, 786 nt
Organism: Dibothriocephalus latus
Lineage: Eukaryota; Metazoa; Platyhelminthes; Cestoda; Diphyllobothriidea; Diphyllobothriidae
Source: the annotation of a GenBank genome assembly